This is a messenger RNA of Mirounga angustirostris (Northern elephant seal), 1700 nucleotides long. It is a transcript of the gene FGL2, whose product is annotated as fibrinogen like 2. Bases 103 to 1425 code for a protein of 440 amino acids. The record is from RefSeq and is a predicted model, not a curated record. The transcript is spliced from 2 exons. Lineage: Eukaryota; Metazoa; Chordata; Mammalia; Carnivora; Phocidae.
CUUUUCUGAGAACACAGACCGCCUGACUCAGGCAGGCAGCUGCGGCUCUUAAAACAGCGCGGCCCCGCACGCGUCCCUGCAGGGGUGAGCGCCGCCGCCGCCAUGAAGCCAGCCAGCUGGUGCUGGCUGAGCUCGGCUGUCCUUGCUGCUUACGGCUUGUUGGUUGUGGCAAACAAUGAAACGGAGGAAAUUAAAGAUGAAACGGCCAGGGAUGCCUGCCCGGUGCGACUAGAAAGCAGAGGGAAAUGCGAGGAGGGCGGCCAAUGCCCCUACCAGGUGAGCCUGCCCCCGUUGACGAUUCAGCUCCCCAGGCAGUUCGGCAGGAUCGAGGAGGUGUUCAAGGAAGUCCAGAACCUCAAGGAAAUGGUAAAUAGCCUGAAGAAAUCUUGCCAGGACUGCAAAUUGCAAGCUGACGACAGCCGGGACCCGGGCAGAAAUGGACUGCUGUCACCUAGCCCGGGAUCCCAGGGAGAAGCCGAUGACAACAGAGUUCAAGAAUUAGAGAGUGAGGUGAACAAGCUGUCCUCUGACCUAAAGAAUGCAAAGGAGGAGAUCGACUUGCUUCAGGGUCGCCUGGAGAAGCUCAAUCUUGUAAAUAUGAACAACAUAGAAAAUUAUGUUGAUAGCAAAGUGGCAAAUCUAACUUCGGUUGUCAAUAGUUUGGAUGGCAAGUGUUCGUCUAAGUGUCCCAUUCAAGAACAAAUACAGUCACGUCCAGUUCAACAUCUGAUAUAUAAAGAUUGCUCUGACUACUACACAAUAGGCAAAAGAAGCAGUGAUCUCUACAGAGUUACACCGGAUCCCAAAAAUAGUAGCUUCGAAGUUUUCUGUGACAUGGAGACCAUGGGGGGAGGCUGGACAGUGCUGCAGGCCCGUGUCGACGGAAGCAUCAACUUCACCAGAAUGUGGCGAGACUACAAAGUAGGCUUUGGAAACCUCAGAAGAGAAUUUUGGUUGGGGAACGAUAAAAUUCAUCUUCUGACUAAGAGUAAGGAAAUGAUUCUAAGAAUAGAUCUUGAAGACUUCAACGGUGUCAAACUCUAUGCCUUGUAUGAUCAGUUUUAUGUGGCUAGUGAGUUUCUCAGAUACCGUUUACACAUCGGUAACUAUAAUGGCACCGCUGGAGAUGCCCUACAUUUCAGUAAACAUUACAACCAUGAUCUGAAGUUCUUCACCACCCCAGACAGGGACAAUGAUCGAUAUCCCUCUGGGAACUGUGGGCUCUAUUACAGUUCAGGCUGGUGGUUUGAUGCAUGUCUUUCUGCAAACUUAAAUGGCAAAUAUUAUCACCAAAAAUACAGAGGUGUCCGUAAUGGGAUUUUCUGGGGCACCUGGCCUGGGAUAAGUGAGGCACAGCCUGGUGGCUACAAGUCCUCCUUCAAGGAGGCCAAAAUGAUGAUUAGACCCAAGCGCUUUAAGCCAUGAAUCACUCGUGCUCCUUCCUCUGAGUAUUCAUUACCUAAUAGGGCAAUUAAUUCCUUUAGCACUUUGGAAUAUGUUUCAUACUCCUUUUCUAUGACUACAAAUUUAUCUCUAAGCAGUGGGUUCUUAUGCUACACAGCAUUUGAAAUAAAGCUGAAAAAAUACACAUUUUAAAGGAGUUCUUUGUUGCUGUUAUACUGUUAUCCAAAUGAAUACUUGCAAAGCAAGUGGGAUUAUUGAGAAUUACACAAGUCGGUUUAUGAUUAUCUUAAUUUCUA